This is a messenger RNA of Oryza brachyantha (malo sina), 1699 nucleotides long. RefSeq lists its product as uncharacterized. The transcript has a single exon. The record is from RefSeq and is a predicted model, not a curated record. Bases 42 to 1397 code for a protein of 451 amino acids. NCBI's taxonomy places the organism in Eukaryota, Viridiplantae, Streptophyta, Magnoliopsida, Poales, Poaceae.
GAUUGGGAUUGGGAUUGGGAUUGCAGUCUUGUCUUGUGAGGAUGCCGUCGCAGGCGGUGCGCGUGGUGUCGACGCGCACGGUGAAGCCGCCGCCGCCGGCAGCAUCGCGGGAGCGCAUCCCUCUCACCACCUGGGACGUCUCCAUGCUCUCCGUCGACUACAUCCAGAAAGGCCUCCUCUUCCCCUCGCCGCCCUCCCCCACCGCCCACCUCCUCGACCACCUCGCCGCCGCCCUCGCCCACACGCUCCACGCCUACUACCCCGUCGCCGGCCGCUUCGUCACCGACACCCACCCUCACGGCUGCUCCGUCUCCAUCGACUGCGGCGGCCAGGGAGUCCAGAUCGUCCACGCCGUCGCCGACGCCCUCUCCAUCGCCGACCUCAUCCCUCCCAACGCCGACGUCCCGCCCCUCCUCCACUCUUUCUUCCCGCUCCAAGACGCCGUCAACUACGACGGCCACCAUCUCCCCCUCUUCGUCGUCCAGCUCACCGACCUCACCGACGGCGUCUUUGUCGGCUUCGCCUACAACCACGCGCUCUCCGACGGCACGGCAUUCUGGGACUUCAUCAAUGCAUGGGCCGAGAUUGUGCGCGCCGCGCCGGCGGGGCCUUUGACGUCGCGACCACCCUUGCUCAAGCGGUGGUCGCCCCAAGGGGACGGCGCGCCGGUUGUGCUGCCGUACGCCGACCUGUCCGAGGUCAUCGAGAGGCUGAAGCCGCCGCCGCUGCGCGAGCGGAUGCUUCACUUCUCAUCGGAGUCGCUGGUGGCGCUCAAGGAGAGGGCUCGCCAAGAGCUCCUGGCCGCCGGGGACACGGCGGGCGCGGCCGCCCUGACUCGGUUCCAGGCGCUGAGCUCGCUGAUGUGGAGGUGCAUCACCCGAGCCCGGCGGCUGCCGCCCGAGCAAGAGACGGUGUGCCGCCUGGCCAUCAACAACCGCGGGCGGCUCCAGCCGGCGCUGCCCAAGGAGUACUUCGGCAACACCAUCUACGCCAUCGGCACGGAGGCGGUGCGCGCGUCGGAGCUGCUGGAGCGCGGGCACGGGUGGGCGGCGGCGGCGGUGGGGCGCGCAGUGGCGGCGCACACGGACGCGAACAUCCGGGCGCGCGUGGAGGCGUGGAUGGCGAAGCCGAUGAUAUACACGCUGAGGUUCUUCGACUCGUCGAGCGUGAUGAUGGGGAGCUCGCCGCGGUUCGACAUGUACGGGUGCGACCUGGGGUGGGGGAAGGCGGUGGCGGCGCGGAGUGGCAGGGCGAACAAGUGCGACGGGAAGACGUCGCUGUACCCCGGGCGCGAGGGGGGAGGAAGCAUGGACGCCGAGGUGGUGCUGUCGCCGGAGAACAUGGCGGCGCUGGAGCAGGACCACGAGUUCUGGGCUGCCGUCACGCCCGACAGCUAGCGUGUUCGUCAAAGCUUGAAUUCCUCCCCUCCAUCCAUUACUACUGUUCCGAUCGACUGAGUGUUUGGACUGGUCAUCUAUUAGUGUUCAAUUGUUUGCUUAAUAAUCCAAUCUCAAUAAACAAAGUUGCAAUGUUUUUUAUUCAUGCCAUGAUCAUCGACCAGCUUGCUUAAUGCGUAUAUUAUAUACUUAGAUAAUCUCUAAACAAACAUAUAUGGUGGUUUCUGGAGUACUGGAAGAAGCUAUCUCCCAUGUGUUUGAGCUGAGACCACAAAUUUGAUGUAUAUUAAACCAUUAGCCAU